Molecule: messenger RNA, 1125 nt
Organism: Penicillium angulare
Lineage: Eukaryota; Fungi; Ascomycota; Eurotiomycetes; Eurotiales; Aspergillaceae
Product: pantoate--beta-alanine ligase PAN6
Exons: 2
Coding region: 1-1125 (374 amino acids)
Biological process (GO): pantothenate biosynthetic process
Molecular function (GO): pantoate-beta-alanine ligase activity
Source: RefSeq, a predicted model, not a curated record
AUGUCUCGUUUGGUUAAGGGUGUUCGAUCGUUUUCCUCUGCUGCAUCGUCGCUCCUUGCCGAUACUACCGCCUCGACAUCGGCCCGUCAACCUAAAUCCUUUCAAGUCUUUCGUGAUGUGCCUCAAUUGCGCCAAUUACGUCGGAAACUACUGCAAAAUGAACGAACAGUGGGCUUCGUGCCUACUAUGGGCGCUCUUCAUGAGGGACAUAUCUCUUUAAUUCGAGAAGCAGCACGCGAAAACACGGACAUUUUUGUCAGCAUCUACGUCAACCCCACUCAGUUUGGUGUCAAUGAAGACCUUUCUAGCUAUCCCCGAACCUGGGACAGUGAUGUGGAGAAAUUGGAGAAGAUAAAUGAUGAACUGGCUCGGGUUCAGGCUAAAGCAGGCCCAGGGCAAGCCACGGGACGGAUCACAGCUAUCUUCGCACCAACAUCCAAAGUCAUGUACCCUACAUUACCUCCAUCAUCCGAAAUCGACGGCCAGGGUUCCUUCGUUACCAUCACCCCCCUUUCGACAAAACUAGAAGGGGGUUCACGACCGGUCUUCUUUCGCGGCGUCGCAACAGUUUGCAUGAAGCUCUUCAAUGCGACUACUCCAGAUCGAGUCUACUUCGGGCAAAAGGACGUACAACAGACUGUCAUUAUCAAAAGAAUGGUUCGGGAUUUCCAUAUUGGAACGGAGGUACGGAUCAUAAGUACGGCGCGUGAAUCAGACGGCCUCGCGCUGAGCUCUCGAAAUGUGUACCUCGGCGACCGUAGACGUGCUGUGGGACUUGCUAUCUAUCGAGCACUCAAGGCCGCGGAGGGGAGUUAUCUGGCCGGCAAGACCUCGCGUGCAGAUAUCUUAGGAGCUGCACGUGCUAUCACCGGCCAGGUGCUAUCUGAGCAGAACGCACUUUCGCCAUCAGAGAGGGCCCUCUUUGAGGUUGACUAUAUUUCCCUAGCUGAUCCCGAGACCCUCGAAGAGCUGGAUGUCGUCGAGCCUACCAAGGGAGGUGUUCUUAGUGCAGCUUUGAAGAUGGCACCUCUAGAAGAGACCAAUGCUGGUGAGAACUGCGGGCUGGGCGAUGGCAAAGUUCCCGUGCGACUUAUCGAUAACAUCAUCCUCCAGCCUCGUUCCUGA